This is a messenger RNA of Lactuca sativa (garden lettuce), 378 nucleotides long. Lineage: Eukaryota; Viridiplantae; Streptophyta; Magnoliopsida; Asterales; Asteraceae. The record is from RefSeq and is a predicted model, not a curated record.
AUGAAGUGUAUAGUCUCCACGGACCACAAGAUUCUGCAACACAUUUUCGAUCAAAAAGAGCUCAACAUGAGGCAAAGAAGAUGGUUAGAGUUGCUAAACUACUAUGAUUGUGAGAUUCAUUAUCACCCAAGAAAGGCUAAUUUCAUACUUGACGCCUUAAGUCGUAAAGAACAAGUUAAUCCACAUAGAGUCAAAGCACUUAUGAUGACUAUUCAGUCUAGACUCAUCUUGCAUAUUAGAAGUGUUCGACUCGAGGCUUUAAUGGAAGAAAAUGUUAAAGAAGAAGGCCUCAGAGGAAUGGAAAGACAACUAGAGAAUAAGGAUGAUGGAACAAGAUAUUUCAUGAACCGAAUAUGGGUUCUGAAAUUUGAAAAGUAA